AUGGAUGAUCUGUUAGAGGUGAAUAAGAGAUUAUCAAUGAAAGUGAAGUUGAAAAAUGAUAUGGCGGCUGAAUAUCUUGAUGAAAUCGCAUACCUUGGAUCUGUUAUUGUUCAGCUUCGGGAAGAAAGGCAACAAGAAAUCUCAAAUGUGAGGGACAGUUCCAAAUUGUCACCCUGUCGAGUUGAUGAUUCUUUAUCAGAAGAUGAGGAAGUCGCCUUAUUGACUGAGAAGGUUAAUGCUCGUGAGAAACGUGUAGCUCAGUUGACGGAACAAUUGAAGGCGUUCGAAGAAGUUGUGGCUCAAAAUUGUGAGGUUUCUGACAACGAUGAUGAGGUGGACAGUAGUGCACUGUCGGACGAAGUUAAACGGUUGAAAGAUGAAAUAUCCAUGGUGAAAACUACUACGGAACAGGAGGAGUCAAAGCAUCGUCUACGAAUCCUUGAGCUAGAAGAGGGUCGUGAUAGUUUGCGGAAAGAUAUUACUGAACUGGAACGUCAACUAAAGGAAUGUCUAUCAGAACUACGGGACACUCAAGUUCACUAUGAAGCCUUGAAAACCCAAUUCAAUGCUACGAGAAAUGAACGCGGGAAUUCUGCAUUUGCUGAGAUUGAAGAUCGACGCCGACGUGGUGAAAAACUGAUUGCUCGACAGCGGGAAAUGAUCUGUGAAUUGAAAGAAGAUUUGCAGCGUUCAGAAACAGAAAAUAAGCGUAUAUUUAAUGAAUACAUGGCGGAAAUGAGGAAAAAGUACUUCAAACGGGAUGCAGUAAAUAAAUUAUUAGCUGAAAGAGAGCGUUUACUCCAGGAGAAUGCAAAACUUACUUAUGAAUUACAAAGUUUUGAAGAAAUGGAGUUGGAUCGGAACUGGGAAACUGUGAAGGUGGCAAGAGCAUUCAAUCUCGUGGAUGAGAGUUGCGAGAAAAGAGUAUCUACUACAGUAAAUCGCUGUAAGUCUUUAAAACAAGCCCUUAACGAAACCGUACAAAGCCAAAUGAAAAGUCGUCAACGUUUGGUUGAUAUAGCUCUAGCGAAUCGUGACCUUCAAGAUGAAAUAUGGCACUAUACAGCUAUGAAUUCAUCUCUGUCUUCAGAAAUUGCAGAACUUCAGAGUGAACUUGCCAGUUUACAGAAGGAAAAUCACUGUGGUAAUGAAAAUGCCGAUGCUGUGAAUUCGAAGCCAAAGAGAUUUCGUGCAUCGGAUUCAGAUGAAAUUGAUAAACUCUAUUUAAGAAAUCAAGAUCUUAAUAAAGUGGAGACGAAUAAAAUUGAAUCACAAGGAAAAGAAGAAGAAAACGAUUCAGCUAAAUUAUCCCUGAGAAAUGAUGGAGAUUCGACGGCGACUACUACUCCUAGUAGUAGUAGUAGUAGUAGUAGUGGAAGUGACGGAAUCGUGCCAGUGGUGGAACCUACAAGGAUUGUUCCAUGCGAAGAAGUACCACAGGAAUGAUAAAUAAAAUUUUCUUCCAUCACCAUCACAGAUUACGUGGCAAUGUUCGUGUUUUUUUGAUAAUAGAUUGAUCGCCAGAAAUGCCUUUCUUUCCUUAGAAACUACUAUUGUAGUUAUUAUCAUUAUUAUUUUUAUUAUUAUUAAUAUUACUCGGUGAAUAAAAACCCUUAUUUUGUUAUAAAUUACUCCAACAUACUCUCGACUAUUCUCUGUGCUAUUUCUUUUAUCUGUUCUUUGUUUUUGCAUAUUUUGUGGUAAAAAAAGAUAAAUAGAAAUUGUAAAUAUCCCUUCUUGUUGUAUCUGAUUCGCGUACAUUGAUAUUCUAUGUGUUAUGAUGUGCUAGCCAAUUUGACAGUUAGUAUAUAGUCUCAUGGUGUAGUUGGCAUUCGAAGGUGAUGAAUACUCUGCUGCAGAUAUGCAGCGCUGAUGUGUGUGUUGUUCAACGUUUAGGUGAACGGCAACAUAUAUGGUGAGAUGAUGUAAAUAAUUGACUGUUAUUCUCUUUUCUCUAAGUUGGAUGGCAAUGUAUAGAAGUCGACAUAUGUAAGAGGAACAUUUGUAAAAUCUCAGAGAAAUUGACAUAUAAGUUGGAAAUGCUUAGUUCCAACGUUCCCUGUGUUCGCCAAACUGGUCUGAACUUCUUCAGGGAAAUUAAUAUAAGAAAGGUGUAUAUAUAUAU
Messenger RNA from Trichobilharzia szidati, 2125 nucleotides. Lineage: Eukaryota; Metazoa; Platyhelminthes; Trematoda; Strigeidida; Schistosomatidae. The record is from the annotation of a GenBank genome assembly.